AUUGGCUAAUAGGAGUGUAAAGGUGACUGUAGGGAUGCUAGUUCAUGUGUGGAGGGCUCUAAUAAUGUCUAAAACUGCAUUUAGAAUUUUGUAAACACAUUUUUUAUGCUCUAACUACAAAAAUAUUUCAUUCCUAAAUCAGGAAUCCUAUUUUGUGUAAAUUCACGUAUUACGGUCGGGUCUGGACCCAGUUAACUGCGAUAAACAAGGGAUUAUUGUACUCAGAAUUGAAUCCAAGGGUUAGGAAUAUGGUGGGCUUUAUGCGCAUGAGUAGGAAUGUAAGCAAAUUUACAGGAAUUACAUUGCUUGUUACUGUAUGACAAGGAACUUAAAUGUACUUGCUUCCAGCAGUGUUGACAAAUGAAACACAUUUUAGGACUUCCCUCUUCCUGCCUGUUGGGAGGCGAGAGACGAGGAGAACAGACACGCGUGCACGUGGCAAAGUAGUGAGGUGGGCAAAAUGAUCCAGUUCACUUUCAUUUCUUGUGUGAUGAAUUCAUUCAUUUAUUUAUGAUCGUCCCAAGCCAGGUGCCCCCCUUUUAAUCUACUGCAAACCCUGCAGUCUCGACCCCUCCAGAUUUGUACUGAUGUCAUCAGUCAACUCUCCCGUUCUUUGGGUGAUCCCCUGUCAUGUGACCGUGUCGCACAAUAACUUCCUGUUUUGCACUGGGUGACAGCCUUGCACUUUCAAAAAAUCGUUGGGUGAUUCGCCGUGAGCACCGAUUAGGAGAUAAAAUGUCUGCCGCUCAGCUGUAGACUCGAUGGAUCACACGGCCGCAUGCUGUAUUGUUGUGAUUUUGGGCUUGGCUGUGUGUGAUGCUGCUAUUUCCUGUAAGAAUGAAGCCGGGGAGCCUGUCGACUGGUUCAUCAUUUACAAGCUGCCCAAAUACAAGAUUGGUGAGGAGGGCAGUGGGGUGGACUACAUGUACCUGGACCCCUCGCUAGGCGCCUGGCAACUGAGCAAAUUCUUGGUCAACACCACUCAAGGAGCCGUCGGAAACACCCUGGGUCAGCUUUACAGCCGAGCGCUUUACCAGUCUGACGGCUCAGUCUACGUGCUCUACAACGAUGCACCGCCUGACCUCAAGUACGUCCAAGGAUAUGGACACACCAAAGGUACAGUGGACGAUGGAAACUUGUGCCGUCUCUGGCAGAUGGUGUCUGAUGGUUAUUGGACUGCACUCGGCACCAGUAACAACCUUCAUUUGGUCUGAGAAUGGUCCCGUGUCUUGACGGACACCCAGUCAGAUCUUCCAGCUCAUUUUUUGGGGUCUACCGCUCGACUUUUUUGUUCCAUGAGCCUCAGGAUGUUUUUCAGAAGUUAGAAAUGACGGUGUUCCUGCGUCCCACCUCAGCAGCAAUGGCGCGCUGCGAGAGGCUUGGCUUAUGCAGCUCAGCAAUCCCAGCGCCUUCAAAGAGAGAAAGCUUUCUUGCCUUUGCCAUCAAGAGACCCUGACAGUGUGAAUACCUGACACUAAAUCACAUUCAGUCCACUUUUUUGCCAACAUUUUGCCUUUUAAAGGCUGCGCUCUUAAAGUUUGAUCAGCUGAUGAACAGUUUAUUUCACUUUAAUGCUUCCGUGCUAUAAAUUGUUUACUGAAACAUUUUUUGUGUUGCUUCCAUUUGGUGUUUUUGCACUUUUAAGCUCCACUUAGGACCUUAAGAUCCAGCAGUGCAAAAUGAACAUUCUUGCAGUUGUCCAAGCGCUCAUCACAUGUCUUCCACCAGGAAUGUAUCAUUACAGUCAGAGGGGGACGGUCAUGAAACGCACCAUUUCAGUGUUGUUGCUGAUACUGCAAUGGAUCAAUGGGAUUUUGGUCCCAAGGACACAAUAGGGACAAAGAACAUCUUUUUCAUAACCUCUGUUGACUUUGCUCCACGUGCACUGGGAUGCCGGUGUUUGUUACACAUGCUUUUGUGUGUACACAGCAAGUUGUUUU
This is a messenger RNA of Dunckerocampus dactyliophorus (ringed pipefish), 1940 nucleotides long. RefSeq names its product deoxyribonuclease II beta (gene dnase2b). The transcript has 4 exons. Gene Ontology annotation, biological process: apoptotic DNA fragmentation. The coding region runs from base 762 to 1214 and encodes 150 amino acids. The record is from RefSeq and is a predicted model, not a curated record. Gene Ontology annotation, molecular function: deoxyribonuclease II activity. NCBI's taxonomy places the organism in Eukaryota, Metazoa, Chordata, Actinopteri, Syngnathiformes, Syngnathidae.